Molecule: messenger RNA, 923 nt
Organism: Magnolia sinica
Lineage: Eukaryota; Viridiplantae; Streptophyta; Magnoliopsida; Magnoliales; Magnoliaceae
Product: NAD(P)H-quinone oxidoreductase subunit T, chloroplastic
Exons: 2
Coding region: 60-788 (242 amino acids)
Source: RefSeq, a predicted model, not a curated record
AGCCAACCAUUCUUCCAAACUAACUUGCACUCCUCCUCAACCUCUAACAAGCCAUAGCAAUGGCUUCUACAGCAGCUCCUUCCUUCUCUCUUCUCCACCAUACCCGAAAAGGCGAAAAUGCCAAUGCCCGAAGACGCAAUCGAUGUAUGCGCGUCUUCGCAACCAAUGACUCGGGAGAGCAGCCGCCGGUUGGCCAAAGGAAGGGUAACCCAGGUGUGGAUACCAGAAUUCACUGGGAGAAUCCUGAUGAAGGGUGGAUUGGGGGGAAGACAACCAAAACCGAUGGAGGAGAUAGGAAGAAGGAGGAGGAGAUUUUAGGAGAGAAGUUUGCUGAUUUGCUGAAGAAUUCAACUGAUUCUCACUACCAAUUCUUAGGAAUAUCGACCGAAGCUGACCUGGAAGAGAUCAAAGCCGCGUAUCGUCGGCUAUCGAAGGAGUACCAUCCCGACACAACGUCGCUCCCUAUGAAAGUAGCAUCUGACAAGUUCAUGCAGCUGCGAGAAGUCUACGACGUUCUCAGCAAUGAAGAGAGGCGUAGAUUCUAUGAUUGGACAUUGGCUCAGGAGGCUGCAAGCCGACAAGCCGAGCGGAUGAAGAUGAAGUUGGAAGAUCCUUAUGAGCAAGAUUUGAAGAACUGGGAAUCGGUACCGGACAUGGUCGAUCGGCUCGGUGGGAAGAACUUGGAGCUGAGUGAUCAGGCAAUGACGGCUCUCACCAUCGACGUCGGUAUUAUAAUUUUUGCAAUUUGUUGUAUCAUUUACGUCGUUGCCUUUAAAGAACCAUAUUAGAAGGAAUAAAGGUCAAUUAACAUUGUAUAAAGGUUAGUUUAUUUCCACAAAUGUGAGAAAAUGUAAAGUGAUCAAGAUCAUUAAACUACUGGGCCACUAGAAGAAUGCAAUAAAAAAAUCAUAACAAUCUGACCA